Nematolebias whitei (Rio pearlfish) is the source of this 3144-nucleotide messenger RNA. RefSeq names its product grainyhead-like transcription factor 1 (gene grhl1). Gene Ontology annotation, cellular component: nucleus. NCBI's taxonomy places the organism in Eukaryota, Metazoa, Chordata, Actinopteri, Cyprinodontiformes, Rivulidae. The transcript is spliced from 16 exons. The coding region runs from base 350 to 2053 and encodes 567 amino acids. Gene Ontology annotation, biological process: regulation of transcription by RNA polymerase II. Gene Ontology annotation, molecular function: RNA polymerase II cis-regulatory region sequence-specific DNA binding; DNA-binding transcription activator activity, RNA polymerase II-specific. The record is from RefSeq and is a predicted model, not a curated record.
AGCCUGCUCAAAGAUCACGUUGACACUAUUUGCUUCUAAUAUACAGAUUCUGAUAUUUUGGGGGGAAAUACGUAAUUUUUGCACUUUUUCCCGGUUUUACGCAUGGAUUUCUAAAAGCCGAGGUCAAACAUGGCACGACCCUGACCUGCAGCUGCCUGCCAUUUUAAUAUAUGGUGUCGCAACAUUUAGGCACCACUUUUAAUCAUGGCUCCUAUAUUUUUGUGGUAAGCGAGCAGUCUUGGUUCUCCAGAACAAGCAAGGUUAUGGCGGCCAGCGUCGCUCCUUCACCACCGAGGACGAAGCCUGGAAAUCGUUUCUGGAGAACCCGCUGACAGCCGCCACCAAGGCCAUGAUGAGCAUCAACGGCGACGAGGACAGCGCUGCAGCUCUUGGCUUUCUCUACGACUACUACGAGGUGCCCAGGGAAAAGAGAACAAUACAGCCCAAGACAGAGUCUCUGGUCUCUGAUGUGGAUCCAAACAAAAGGCACCAAAUCCAGGCCAGACAUUCAAUAGUUCCCCUCCAGGAAGCCGGCAUGGAGAACCGAAUCCAAGUCCUCAAAGCGCCCGUCAAUAUUCUUCAACUGACCCAGGACAAGAGGGGGCACUUCCCUUCCCCAGACACGACUGUCACAGUUUCCAUCGCCACCGUGCCAACCUACCCGCCCGUCAAGACAGAGGUGCCGGCCCACGGUUUCUCUGUGACCGUGCCAAACAACUGCAACGAAACCGACAGCCACGUGAGCGUCUUCGACCGCCAUCUCACCCCAAACACAGUCCAGUGCAGCCCCAGCACCCAGGCCCGCACGCCCCCCGACUCCACCUUCUCCGAGAGUUUCAAGGACGGUUCCCAGGAGAUGUUUACCUUCCCGGGAGAUCUCCAGUUACGAAUGGCCUCCUUGACGCCCGAGGACUACACUCAUUUUGACACCGCGCAGGGGAGCAAUUUUGAGUACUCCCUUGAGGCUUCAAAGUCCCUGCGUCAGAAAACUGGCGACGGGACGAUGACGUACCUCAACAAGGGACAGUUUUAUCCGAUCACACUCAGGGAAGUGGACAACAAGGGCAUGCAACAACCCAUCACCAAAGUCAGGAGUGUAGUGAUGGUGGUGUUUGGAGAAGAAAAGUGCCGGGAUGACCAGCUGAAACACUGGAAGUACUGGCACUCCAGACAGCACACGGCUAAACAGAGGUGUCUGGACAUCGCUGACUACAAGGAGAGUUUUAACACCAUCGGCAACAUUGAGGAGAUUUCUUACAAUGCCAUUUCCUUUACCUGGGACACAAAUGAAGAGGCCAAAAUCUUCAUCUCCGUCAACUGUCUGAGCACAGACUUCUCCUCUCAGAAGGGGGUGAAGGGGCUCCCUCUGAACCUGCAGAUCGACACCUACAGCUACAACAACCGCAGCAACAAACCCAUCCACCGCGCCUACUGCCAGAUCAAAGUGUUCUGCGACAAGGGAGCGGAGAGGAAGAUCCGGGAUGAGGAGAGGAAACAGUCCCGCCGGAAAGGGAAGGGGCCCGAGCUGGCCGCCAGUCUGGCGUUUUCAGAUGUAAAGGUGCCCCUCCUCCAGAAGAGAAACGAUGUGACCAUCUUCAAGACGAUGGCCGACCAUGAGACCCAGCCGGUCCUGUUCAUCCCCGACCUUCACUUCUCUAACUUCCAGCGCCACCCGUUUGCAGCAGAAGAGGGAGAAGACAGCUCAGGGAUGAGGAGAUUACCCUUCAGCGAUGAUGAGUUCGGUUCGCCCCCGAACAAGUUGGCGAGAGUGAACGAGCCCAAGAAAGUGCUGCUGUACGUGCGCAAAGAAUCGGAGGAGGUGUUUGAUGCCCUCAUGCUGAAGAAUCCCACGCUGCAGGGCCUAAUGGAAGCUAUUUCAGAGAAGUACGAGCUGCCUCUGGAUAAAGUUGAAAAAGUCUACAAGAAGUGCAAGAAAGGGAUUCUAGUCCACAUGGACGACAACAUCAUCAAACACUACUCCAAUGAAGACACCUUUCAGAUCAGCAUGGAGGAACAUGGUGGCGUGUACAAACUAACCCUCACUGAGAUCUGAAUGGAGGAGACACACAGUGAUGGAGAAUCAUUGGCGCUGUCAGGUUUACACUUCUGGAUUUACGGCGGACUUGAUCUGAAAGUUAAAUAACGUGGUCUUUGUGCUGUUUAGUGUCAAGAAAGAAAGUCCAAAAAUUGGUAAAUGAAAGCCGGAGCUUUUAAAAAUAAGCUCCAAGCUGGAUUGUGGUGUAAAUUAUACAUGUGAUUACAUGUAAAUCUUUUUUUUUUUGUGCAUAGGAGUUAACAAGUGAGGAAGUAUUUGAAUAUUAGGAUACUUUGUGUUUCGUAAAAACCUGAUCUGUAACUCUGAUAUGAAAUUCCUACUUUUAUAAAUAUUGUUCAGGGUUGCAGAGAAGUUGUGGAGCUGCUAUACCUCAAAGCUAUGCAAGCAGCAGAGUGUCUUUAUUCAUAGGCUGGACUUUUCUUGUGGAAAAACGGAUUUUCUUUUUCUCCAGAAAGCCACAGCACUGAUGACCGCAGUCUGCAAAGUUGAAUAUUUCGCACUCAUAAAGAUGGCAGUGAAUUGCUGAUGGAGCCUCGGUGGUUCUGUGUGUUAAUACUAAACACUAUGGCAGUAUUUGGGAUGUCACCAUAUGAUUAUAAUAGAAAACUGUAAAUGUUUUUUAGUCUAGGAUGCAAGUUUUACUUAAAAAUGCUGUUUUCCCUUAAAUCAAUAUAAAUAAGAUGCUCUUCUUAAGUAUUACAUUGUUAUUUUUUCUGAAUGCUGAUUUAAAAAAAAAAAAGGUCAGUUUAAUAUCUAGAGCAGUUUGUGCAGGCUGUCCCUGCAGUGCAAUAAUGAUCAAGCUCAGGCACGUUCAGAAAAUAAUUCUCCUCUAUUGACAUAAGAUACACUCUGAUCUUUUUUUAAUGGAAAUAUUGUUGUAAAUAUUGACUGGAAAAAGGAUCUGUAUGAACCCUUUUUUUAUAUCUCGGUACUUAUUGUGUAAAUAUUUAAUAAUAUGGAGGUGGGUCUCUGCAUAAAUAAUUAACUUUCUGUUAUUUCUAAUAUAUCAUGUACUUUUAUAUGAAGUUAUUCUAACAUUACAUGGCAAGGAUUUGAUGCACAAAGUGCCCAAUAAAAGCUCUCGUUGG